AUGCUGCGGUGCAUGCCGCCGCUUUGGCGCUGCAACCGGCACGUGGAGGCGCUGGACCGGCGGCACUGCUCGCUGCAGGCCGUGCCCGAGGAGAUCUACCGCUACAGCCGUUCGCUGGAGGAGCUGCUGCUGGACGCCAACCAGCUCCGGGAGCUGCCCAAGCCUUUCUUUAGGCUUCUGAACCUGCGCAAGCUGGGUCUGAGUGAUAAUGAAAUCCAGAGACUUCCCCCUGAGGUUGCCAACUUCAUGCAGCUGGUGGAACUGGACAUCUCCCGUAACGACAUUCCAGAAAUUCCUGAAAGCAUCAAAUUCUGCAAAUCCUUGGAAAUCGCAGACUUCAGUGGGAAUCCUCUCUCCAGGCUUCCAGAGGGCUUCACACAGCUUCGGAGCCUGGGCCAUUUGGCCUUGAAUGAUGUGUCCCUGCAGAGCCUCCCCAAUGACAUUGGGAAUUUGGCAAACCUGGUGACUUUGGAGCUACGUGAGAACCUGCUAAAGACUCUCCCCACUUCACUCUCCUUCCUUGUCAAGUUAGAACAGUUGGAUCUUGGUGGCAAUGACCUGGAAGUACUGCCAGAUACUCUGGGAGCGCUACCAAACCUGCGUGAACUUUGGUUAGACCGGAACCAGCUCUCAGCCCUACCUCCAGAGCUGGGCAAUCUCCGCCGCUUGGUCUGUCUGGAUGUGUCGGAGAACAAGCUGGAGCAGUUGCCCAACGAGAUCAGUGGGCUAGUAGCACUGACAGACUUGCUCCUGUCACAGAACCUGUUGGAAUGCAUUCCGGAUGGGAUUGGUCAGCUGAAGCAGCUCUCCAUCCUCAAGGUGGACCAGAAUCGGCUGACAGAGGUGACAGAGUCAAUUGGGGACUGUGAAAAUCUGUCAGAACUCAUCUUGACAGAGAACAUGCUGACAGCCUUACCAAAGUCCCUCGGCAAGCUGGCCAAGCUGACGAACCUUAACGUGGAUCGGAACCGGCUAACAUCCCUUCCAGCUGAGAUUGGAGGCUGUGCCAAUCUGAAUGUGCUGUCCUUGCGAGACAAUCGCCUGGCCCUCCUGCCAUCAGAGCUCGCCAACACCACUGAGCUUCACGUCCUGGAUGUGGCCGGGAACAGACUGCAGAACUUGCCAUUUGCUUUGACAAAUCUUAACCUGAAAGCUCUGUGGCUGGCAGAAAAUCAGUCCCAGCCCAUGCUGAAAUUCCAAACAGAGGAUGAUGAAAAGACAGGAGAAAAAGUUCUUACUUGUUACCUGCUUCCACAGCAGCCCUCUCCUAGCCUAGAGAAUCUUUUGCAGAACAGUGUGGAUGAGAGCUGGACGGACACCAAUUUAAACAGAGUCAGUGUGAUUCAGUUCCUGGAUGAACCCAAAGUAGAUGAUGAAGAGGAGUCAGGAGCUGAGAGACGGGGCUUACAGCGCAGAGCAACCCCUCAUCCCAGUGAACUGAAGGUUAUGAAGAAAGUGAUUGAAGUUCGGCGCAAUGAGGUAUAUGCUGCAAAGCCUGACACGGACCUGAAUUCUCCUAACUCAGAAGAGAAGAGGCUGAGUGCCACGUCAAAUCGCAGCGAGGACUCCCACCUUUCCAACAGCACUGCCUCUGCUGACUUCAGGGGAGAGGAGCAGGGAGAGGAGGCAGAGAGGAAUUGGCCUAAUGGGCAGGUGCCUGAGAUGCAGGAGCUGGAGAAGGAGGCAAAGCCCAGAGCUGAAGAGGAGCAUAAGGAAGCUGCUGACCAAGAGGAGGAAGAUGUGGAAGUGGAAUACAAUGAGCCCACUGUACACUUUGCUGAGGACACACUAAUACGGAGUGAGGAUGAGGAUGAAGAUGAAGAGCGACCAUUCCCAGUGGAGAAACAGAGGCUUAUCCGCAAGGACACGCCCCAUUAUAAGAAACACUUUAAGAUAACUAAACUGCCCAAGCCAGAGGCAGUGGUUGCACUCCUGCAGGGGCUGAACAGUGAUGGCGUCCCCAAAGAGGAAGAGGAGUUAGGAGGCUGCAAUAACAACGCAGAGCCCGAGGACCAGGAGGAAGCGUGGGAUGACGAUGACAGAAAGAAUGGAGCUUUAUCUGCUCAGCCAUCAGUGAAGGGGGUGUCGUUUGAUCAAGCCAAUAAUCUGCUGAUUGAACCUGCUCGCAUUGAGGAGGAAGAGUUGACACUGACUAUCGUGCGGCAGACGGGGGGGCUGGGCAUCAGCAUCGCAGGGGGCAAGGGCUCCACCCCCUAUAAGGGUGAUGAUGAGGGCAUCUUUAUUUCCCGUGUGUCAGAAGAGGGUCCUGCAGCUCGUGCAGGAGUUCGUGUUGGGGACAAACUUCUGGAGGUGAAUGGUGUGUCCCUGCACUGUGCUGAGCAUCACGUGGCAGUGGAAGCUCUGCGUGGAUCGGGAAGCUCUGUCUCCAUGACGGUUCUGCGGGAGCGGAUGGUGGAGCCAGAGAACGCCAUCACUGUCACACCGUUGCGCCCUGAGGAUGACUACAGCCCUCGUGAAAGGCGAGGUGGUCUGCGCUUCCCAGAGCGACCUGAGGGGGCACCUCCCACAGAGAGAUAUUCUACCUGCCUCAUGCGCAAUGAGAAGGGCCUGGGCUUCAGCAUUGCUGGUGGCAAAGGCUCCACACCCUACCGGGCUGGUGACACGGGGAUCUUUAUCUCACGGAUUGCAGAGGGUGGUGCAGCCCAUCGGGACGGGAUCCUGCACAUAGGAGAUCGCGUCAUCUCGAUCAAUGGGGUAGACAUGACAGAAGCCAGGCAUGAUCAGGCAGUAGCGCUGCUUACCGCAUCCUCCCCCACCAUCGUGCUGCUGGUAGAGAGAGAGGGUGCAGAGCAGCUCAGCGAGGGAGACUCACCAGGCGUGCCACGAGUGCACAUGCACUCCCCACCACCGCCUCCCAGCCAUGGGGAGAGCCCACCAGAGGAGAUGCCUUUGCUGCAAAGGAACCAUCUGUCUAAAGGCCUGGAGGAUCAAUAUCCCAUUGAGGAAAUUCACCUUGUAAAAGCAGGUGGUCCCCUGGGACUCAGCAUUGUAGGAGGCAGUGACCAUUCAAGCCACCCGUUUGGGAUUCAUGAACCAGGUGUCUUCAUUUCAAAGGUCAUUCCCCGUGGACUGGCAUCUCGCAGUGGGCUCCGUGUAGGGGACAGGAUCCUGGAGGUAAACAGUAUUGAUCUGCGCCAUGCUACCCACCAGGAAGCAGUGAAUGCCCUGCUCUCCAACACCCAGGAGCUGACUAUGUUAGUAAGGCGAGAUCCGCCACCACCUGGUAUGCAGGAAAUAUGCAUUGAAAAGGCUCCGGGAGAAAAGCUGGGCAUCAGCAUCCGGGGUGGAGCAAAAGGUCAUGCUGGAAAUCCAUUUGAUCCCACUGAUGAAGGCAUCUUCAUUUCUAAGGUGAGCUCCUCUGGGGCUGCGGCCCGGGAUGGCCGUCUAAAGGUGGGAAUGCGGAUCCUGGAGGUGAAUCAUCAGAGUUUGCUGGGAAUGACGCAUACAGAAGCAGUACAGAUACUCCGAAGCGUGGGUGACACGCUCCUUGUAUUAGUGUGCGAUGGCUUUGAUCCCAAGGCUGCAGCUGCCAUUGAGAUGUCCCCAGGAAUUAUUGCAAACCCUUUUGCUGCUGGUAUUGGGCGCAAGAAUAGCCUGGAAAGUAUCUCUUCUAUUGAUCGGGAUUUAAGCCCUGAAGAACUGGAGAUCCUACAGAAGGAGAUGGAAAUGGUGAGAGAAGCAACUCAGUGGGAGAGAGAAGAAAUGGAAAAAGUGGAGUGGAUGCGUAGGGAGCGGGAGGCAGCCACACAGCAACUUGAGGAGGAGGCAGAGAAUAUCACCAGUGAACCUUUGAGACUGGACUAUCGGACCCUGGCUGCUUUGCCCAGCAGUGGCUUACAGAGAGUCAAUCGCACUCUUGUUCAGUAUAAUAAGGCCAGCUCCAGAAUGGAGGGCGACUGCGCUAUGCUGUCUCUGCCAGUGGCACAGGACAGCCGGGAUUCAUACCCAGAAACAGCUGCAGGCCCGAUCAGCGGAAGCGUGGCUGGCCUUCCUCAGGACCCUGCAUCACCUGACAAGUGUACGAGCAGGGCAGAAAAGCCCCAGCUAGACAAGCAGGAUUCCACGGGUUGCCCCUUGUCCCAGGACCAGAUGCCAGAGACGCCAGAGCAAGAGUGUAUGAUCGACUCUCAGCCGAUCCUCUUCAGUGAGAACCCCUUUGUGGUGGCCAACCGCAGGGGGAAAGCAGCAGGCAAGGCUUGCCUGGGGGGCCCGCCCCUGGGCUAUGGCAGGGGGGGAGUGCUGAAGACCAACCUUUACUCCAAGGCUCCUGCCGGCGAGUCUGGGACAGGAAAUUCCAGGCGUGAAACCCCCUAUUCUCCUAGUAAUCAGCAGACGCCUGCAGCCCCUCGGCCUGCUCACCUGUCAGGCAGGGAGACCCGCUUUGCUUCCAUUAACUUCAUUACGUCACAGGAUGACAGUAAAUCAACCAAGCCAGGCGUGAUUCAGCCUCUUUCCCGAGUGCGACAAAAUGCUGCCUCAUCUAAUUCGGAGGACGGGGACAGCCCCAAUCCCUUCCAGCAACCUGAGCUGUGCUUCAAUAUCCAGAACUCUCAAAAGCCACCUUCACCACCGUCUCCUGAUGAGAUCCCCAUCAACGUCAAGCAAGCAUACAAGACCUUUGCAGCAGUGCCCUUGUCACACCCUCUGCUUGAGACACAGGAAUUGCCUGGUCAGACCAGCACAGAGAAUCCCAAAACUGCCCCGGAGGUGGCCACGCACAGCCCCAGUGGAUUGCACAGCCCUGAGCAGAGAUCGUUCCGCGAGAGGCAGAAGUAUUUCGAAAUUGAGGUGAAGCAACAGCAGAUGGAUAAGCCUCCCAAGCGUGUCUCCUUGGUAGGAGAGGAUGACCUGAAGAAAAUGAAAGAAGAGGAAGCUCGAAAACUGCAGCAGAAACGUACCCUUCUGUUGGAGGAAGAGGCAGAAGAGGAUGAGAUGGUAAAACAGGUGCCUGAGAUGAGCAUGCAGUCCAGUGUCAUCAUUGAAGGAGUUGAGUACAAGAUUGAGAGACUAAAUGGGAGAACCAUCCAGGCUCCAGCAACUCGGCCCUCUGAGGUCAAUGAGAAUAACAGCUCACAGAGAAAUUCACUGGAAGAGGGAAUGAAGCCUGAACAGAGAACCAACUCUAUGUCUGGGUUGAGUCCAUUAUAUCUUGGAGCAGGGGAUCCAGUAGCACCUGUGCGGACAGCCAAAGCUGAACGGCGGCACCAGGAGCGGUUGCGAAUGCAGAGUCCUGAGCUUCUGAGUGGUCAAGAGAAGGAGCUUUCUCCAGCAGAACGUCGUGCUCUGGAGGCAGAGAAACGAGCAAUGUGGAGGGCAGCACGAUCCUCAGCUCUUGAAGACAGUAUUAAACAGUACGAGCAGGAUCUGGCCAGGAAGCUGUACCAGUCCCGACAGUGGGCACCUGCUCCCGGGGCCAGGCCAGCUCAGAUGUCUAGUCCAAUGCAGAGUCACGCCUCAAGAAUCCCUGGGUCAGGAAGCCAAUCCAGGAUGAAAUCACUUGAACAGGAUGCUCUUAAAGCCCAAAUGGUUAUUGCCAAGUCUAAGGAGGGGAAAAAACGGAGCACACUGGAGCAGCUGGCAGAGUCACCUUCACCUGUUCCUACCCCAUCACCAACACCACUGGAAGAUUGCAGUUCCAGAAACGUCACUUCACCAGGAAGGCUGUCCAUGUCUGAAAAGAAGUUUGACUACCGGGAAUUUGCUGCUAUUCCUUCCUCCAAACCCGUUUACGAAAUCCAGUCACCUGAUGCAGCUGAUGACUUCAGAUACAUAGAUGACAGAAAUAACUCAGUUCCCCAGGAGCAGGAUGGGCAGCAGCCAGAGGAAGAGGAAAUGUUAAUAACACGUGAUUCAUCAACACCUACUUCAUCAGCACUUGAAGAAAUGGCCCUGUACAGCAGCAAACGCAAACUCCGACACAGCCGGCGCAGUUUGGAGGCUGCUGUCCCUACGUAGAAGAUCUGAUGCACCUGGGCGAUGGAAUAGCCCAGCACAGGGCUUUUGAGCUUCCUGUGCUCCAGGGACAGCACUGGACUGCCCACACUGCUGCCUCCUGGACUCUAGAUGGGAACUGAGCACCCCAGGGAGCAUUGUGGUCAACUAACUUCCUUUAAGGCUGUGAUCCGCCCUCUUUUCUCACCCAGUAAUGCACUGGGGCAUGUCCUAAACAAAAUGGGACAACAGUAGACUUAUUGAUGGCAAAUUGAGAGGAGGUAUGGGUAGGACAGUGGGCAGCUGCAGCUUGUUAGCCUGUAAAUAUUGUGUGUGGGGGAAGGGUAGGACAGGGAGAACAUAGGAGUGUGAGAGUGUGUUGGGCUCCAGCUGUUAUUUCCUCAACUUGGAUUUUUUAGUGGUUAAUAUGGGAGCUUCUACUCUGGUAUGAAUUAGAAGGAAGGUCCAGCCUGCCUUUGCUCCUACUUAAUUUCCAGUCUUUUGCCAAAAAGCAUCUCCUUCCACCUCCCGCACCACGUCACCUCACUUUCUUUUGGGAGCAUGUGGAAAUGGGUAGCUUGGAGGCAAAAAAAAAAAAAAAGAAAAAAAAAAAAAGGAAUUUCAGUGAAGUGCCUCCCUCUGACAUUGACACUUACGUGCUGAAGCAAAGACGACUGCAUAAGCAGGAGCCUGUGCCAGCUCUGUGCCACUUGCCUCUGUGAGCGCAGCAAUCUAUCCCAUGUGGGAAACUGCUCCUGACAGUAUUAUGUGCUAUUCUGGGAGACAGGUACCUACCUGGAUGUACACAUAAUUGUGUGUAUCUCAUGAAUGCAGUGUGAACCACUCUACAAGCACACUGUACUGAGUGUCAGAGGAGGCCAGGUAUCUGUCUUCUGUCAGCACCAUGACUGAAUUGGUGAACUGGGGCAGAAAUGAGAAAGGAGACGAACAGCUGAAGCAAGAGUAUAGCAGUGUGCGUGUGUGACAGCAAUAGAGAGCAGAAUAGUUGGGGAUUAGGAUACGGUGGCAGAGAUAGGAGGUGUAAACAGCAGAUAACAUAGUGGGUUAGGAUUCAGGAAAUGGGGAAGGGUAGGAAGUGGCAUUGCUGGGGUCAGGUUAGGAGUAAUGGGGUCUUACAGGUAGAAGGAUACUAGUGGAUGAGUCCGCUAUGUUGCCCGCUAGCUGUGAAAUGAAAUGUGACGUUACAGGGGUGCCCAGUGUGGGGCUCUCAAGGAGCGCCUGCCAGGCAGGGAGCACAAUGAAGUAGGAUGGGUCUGGCCGAUGCCUUGCAAUAACUACACAAUUCUACUCUUUGCCAACUUGUUGGCUUCAGGCCCCUUUCCAUAUAGAACAGGGAAAACACAUGCUUGCCUGUGCAAGAGGAAAAAAAUUAAAAUGAAAAAGGAGCAGGGGUGCGAUUCCUGGUUUCCAUGAGUGGAACAAGGGCUGUGAACAGAUUCUGUAUCAAGUGAGCUCUGCAGAUGUGGAGGAGACAGAUGCUGCUUAUAGCUCUGAAAUCAGUCUCUGCUGCCCACUACUGAAGUAAAACAUCCCUCUUUUUUUUUUUUUUUAAUGCCUCUAAUAGGGAGAAAGGCAUCUGAGCUUGGCAGUAAUCUGAUCUGUCUACCCUGAUACAUUGGUGCUCUCUGCUGAACCCCUCCAGCAGUAAGACCAGAGUUGGACUUUAAGCCUUUCAGUGACUCAAAGUGGCUUGGGAGCGACAGGCACUUCUGCUUGUAUAUUUGCUGAAUGAAAGAACUGGAUGCAAUUUCUUUUAGUCGAGAAUCUCCCUUCAUGCCAAAAUCCAGUGGAUCAUUCUAACUGACUUCGUAUGUUUUAAUUUUACAGAGCUUUGAAGGGGGAACUCUGAUAAUCUCAAACUGCAGCUAUGGCUGCUUCCAUCAUCAGCAAUUUGGGCUUUUCCUUUUUAAAUCUAAUUUUAGCAUUUGCUUUUUAACAACAGCAAUUUUGGAAACAAUCCUGGAUUGGUUUUGGUGACUAACUUGUGAUUCUUUUUUUUCUUUCCCUUUGCGGUACCUGGUGCCAGGCUCUGGGUUCUCUCCCAUUCUCUCCUGAGAGACUCUGAGGGAAAAUUAGCGCAUCAAGACUGUAACUAGUGAAAUUUGUACAACCAAAGAAAUCUAUUUUGUGGUUCAAGGAUAAUAAAGUUUACUUUACAUUUUAGAACCUUUAGUUAAUGUGGUUUGCCCUGU
Molecule: messenger RNA, 8165 nt
Organism: Gavia stellata (red-throated loon)
Lineage: Eukaryota; Metazoa; Chordata; Aves; Gaviiformes; Gaviidae
Gene: SCRIB
Product: scribble planar cell polarity protein
Exons: 46
Coding region: 1-5976 (1991 amino acids)
Biological process (GO): neurotransmitter receptor transport, endosome to postsynaptic membrane; neurotransmitter receptor transport postsynaptic membrane to endosome
Cellular component (GO): adherens junction; postsynaptic density; postsynaptic membrane
Molecular function (GO): protein binding
Source: RefSeq, a predicted model, not a curated record